AUGGGUAAAAUCCUGCAGAAGAGAAAGAACCGCUCUGGCCUUACCAAGGCCCGGGCUAAGUACAGCCGCCGGAAGAACGGUAACAAGAAGAUCAAUGUUCUCGGUAACGCCAUCAUCGCCGAAAACUGGGACAAGAAGCUCACCCUCACUCAAAACUACAAUCGGCUUGGUUUGCUACACAAAUUAAACGCCCCGGCCGGUGGUAAAGAACGACUUCCCGGACAAGGAGAACUCACUGUGGACUCGCACUCUAUGCACAUUAAGGGCAGUGGCAAGGCAGCAGCUCAGAUCAACUUGGGUGAAACACGAGUCGAGCGUGACGAAGCCGGCAAUAUUCUACGAGUGAUUCACGAUGAUGACGAGAUUGAAGUGGCCGGUCAGAAACGACGACGCGCGAACCCGCUCAAUGACCCUCUGAACGAUCUAUCCGACAACGAAGUGGAUAUUGAAACCUCUGGUCCCAAGACAGACGUUGUGAAGCAGUUGGAGCGCCAGGCGGACUUGGAGGGAGUCGAUGCCAAGGCCAAAAAGCCUCGUUUCCAGAGCCAGCGCGAGACAGAGUGGGUUUUGCGGCUGAUUGAGAAGCACGGGGAGAAUUAUUCUGCUAUGACUCGUGACCGCAAGCUGAACCCCAUGCAGCAGACUGAGGGUGACUUGCGGAGGAGAAUUAACAAGUGGAAGAAGACUCAGGAGUGA
Messenger RNA from Penicillium taxi, 696 nucleotides. RefSeq names its product nucleolar protein 16. The record is from RefSeq and is a predicted model, not a curated record. NCBI's taxonomy places the organism in Eukaryota, Fungi, Ascomycota, Eurotiomycetes, Eurotiales, Aspergillaceae. The transcript has 2 exons. Gene Ontology annotation, cellular component: nucleolus. The coding region runs from base 1 to 696 and encodes 231 amino acids. Gene Ontology annotation, biological process: ribosomal large subunit biogenesis.